GGUUCGCACAGCUGGGCUCCGUCCUUCCUUCAUUUCACCACUAAAUACGAGAGAAAACAUUAUAUUCUCAUUUUUAUUUUUUCACCUCUCUUCCCCUUGUGGACCCUUCCCGUUUCUCUUCUUCCACACAAUUGUUCGUUCAUUCCUCUCGCUACUCCGUGGAGCUGUGGUAAACGACCCACCACCGCCUUCCUCUCCCGCUCCUUUGCCAACAUCUCGACCACCCACCUUUCCCUUCUCCCCUACCGUGCCCAUACAUUCCUCUUCCCCCUCCAUUCCUUGCCACCGCCCUCCCUUCGUUUCUUUCCUACAUCUACUGUACAGUACUUUCUUUUCUUGCAACUCCCGUCAUACGUUCUUUACUCUCCUAACUCCCUUCCCCUUCAUCCCCUUUUUCUCUUAUCAAAAAUGCAUACAAGCACCUCCUACUCCCCUAGUACGGGAGUACCAACAAACCCCUCCCGAUUUGCACCUCCUCGACGUUCGCUAUCGUUCAUGAGGACGUCUUCGGUGCUGCCCGAUAUUUCAGAGCAUUCACCUGCACCUCCGCGUUCACCUUCCCCGAACCACUUGCGACUCCCUCCGUCGGUACGUUCGGUUUCUGUUGCCUCGUUUCUCUCGGACGGCACGAUAGAGAUAGAAGGUUUCGGCUUCGACAAUUCUUCGGAGAUCGGUGAUGAUACGAGUAUUUACGGGGAAAGCAUGUAUGAGGGGAGUGUCUACGAAGGGGAGGAUAGAUCCGACCUAUCGUGGAAAGCCGAGAGGAUUUUGGCCAAUGCGAAGAAAAAGUUGGAUUUGUGCGGACAGAAUAUUUCCCGUGCCAGAUCUUCGCUCAUACUUUCCCCGUCCACUACGCCCACUAGCUUUACAGAGCAACUAGAAUCAGUCGCCGUGCUACCGAAACAAUUGCCGAGUUUGCAUUCACAGAGGUUCAAGUUUAACAACAACAAUAGCUCAUCACAUGGUAGGGCCGCAAGUGAAAGCGCAGUCCCUAGGUCGUAUUCUUCACAUAAUUCUGCGAAUGGGAGGAGUAAUGGUAGGAGUGGUGAUGGAUUGGGAUUGAGGACAAUCGAGGACGUGAAUGAACAUUUAUCCGAGAUUGAAAGGCCGCAGUCGGAAAUGUCGAGGUCGAAGAGCACCCAGCAGAUGAGGGUGUUGAGAGAUCAGAUGAAGGACCUGAGAGGGAAAAUUACUUCACUACAACAACAAACUCGCUCGGACUCAAUGAAGCGGCGGAGCAUUAGUAGCCUUAGGUCUACGCCGAACCCCUACGAGUCACAUGAUAGCGUCACUCCAACCCUAGACAAUAUUAAGCAGGAGAGGGCACAUAGGGGGAAUGAGAAUUGGCGAACAAUUGAUCACGAAGAUGACAUACCGGAUGACUAUUCUAGCAGAAGUGGGACUCCCCGUCCAAGACCCUUUCGCAACUCAGCAUCGCCAUUUGAAGAACGACAUGAAGACAGGGAAGAUGCGUUUUCAUAUGAUGCCUUGUUCUAUGGGAACGGGGUAUAUGCCGGAAGCAACGGCACUAUAACAAGGCCCAUGUCGUACAGUAGCGAUGGAACAAACUCAACCACAACAGCCGUAAUGGAACCCCUCAAAGCUUCUCCGUCGCCCCCUUCGACAAUGAAGAGGAGCGAUAGCCACGGUUCGAUCGAAUCCUUCGAAACAGCAGCCGAAGUCCCAUCCCCCGUGCCACGACGCCCGACUGAACCAAGUCUGCCUGUCAUGGCUUCAGAAUGGUUAACCCCGACAGCCUCUUCACCCCGCGACGAUGGCUAUCAUAGUGCACCACAUACACCCCGCUCUCCAUACUCUACCAACGUAGCCUUCUCGAAAGCGAAGCCCCCGGUGAUAACAAACUCACUAAGCGGCUCCUCGAUAUACCUUCCACCCCCAGAGACUCAAAAAUCCCAGAAACGCAAAUCCUCCAUCGCGAUCGGCGCUUCAGAAUCAAUCGAUUCGGUGCUGGUCACCAAUGCAGACAAUGUCAGUGAGAUUGAGCUGAAACUCGGCGAGGGGGAUAGGGACCUGAUAGAGCGGAUGAUAGAAGGCCUUGGAAGUUUCUGCUGCAAAAUGGAAAUGGAACGUCGUGAAGACAUGCGGGAGGAAUACAGGCGCCGGCUCGAGUGCGCACUCCGAGUACUACAAGGAGUGGAAGUAUACGAUGACGAAGAUGACGAAACCUUUUGA
Molecule: messenger RNA, 2193 nt
Organism: Tuber melanosporum (Perigord truffle)
Lineage: Eukaryota; Fungi; Ascomycota; Pezizomycetes; Pezizales; Tuberaceae
Exons: 1
Coding region: 703-2193 (496 amino acids)
Source: RefSeq, a predicted model, not a curated record